GGAGGGGUUGAGGUGGUGGCCCACAUGAUAAUGCUCUUCAGAUGAAGCCUCCACACCUGGAUCCCCCGAAGCUUCUUGCUAAAAUCAAACCAAAUGAAUUUUGACCAUAAACAUGAUUAAUUCUUCUAUCUUCGCUGCUGAAGCUCGUGUUGCGUUUGGAGCUGCCUCGUUUUUGCCAGUUUUCUCCACAUCUGGCCUCUAAUAGUGGUCGGUCUGAAACCACUUCCUUUUAUUGUCAUUGUCAUAGUUUUAUUUGGCGUUUUUACGUUUUUAACACGUGACACUUAACUUCACUGCAGCUUCUUCUGCAUGUCCUGUACACUCUGUAGCGUUUAGUGAGAUAAGGUCAGACGUUUCUAAUAAUAAUGAUUCCUCUGGGGCAGACUAGCUGGGAGAUCCUAUUUGAAAAAUGCCGUUUUUACUUGAAAAUUUCUGUUCUAGAAACAGGAAAUCAACAUGUCGUUUGUCAGAUUGAGAUUCUUGUAGGUAAGCACUGACUCCUUCAUUAGCUGAAAGAAGAAACUAAUUCCUGUUCAAACAUUUCUACAAAUAAACAUUAUAGGGUUUUUUUAGAUUCAAAUAGGUUUAUUCGGUCAAUUAUUUUACACAUAUUAUUUUCCUGUAAUUUUGUUUUAAAAAGAAGAAAUAAACACGUGACAUUAAUUUUAAAAUGAAAUUCUAGUUUGUUUGUGUUUAAAAAUAAAUCCUUGUUUAAUGUAAACGGUCCCCUCCUCCUAGCCUGUCACUGAUCACUGCCACGCCCCCAACACACACUUUGAUUCAGACCAACUUAAACUGAGGUUUCAGAAUUUUUCUAAAUAAAAGCCGCAGCUGCAGAUGAUUUUCAGAUCGUUUAAUCACGCCCCACGACAAAAACAACUAACUAUUACAUCAGAAGUAAAAGAUUAUUAUUUGAGUGUAUGCAAAUUUGCAGCUUCUUUAAAGAUGGAGAACAAAAGCAACGUGUUUCAUACAGAAGUGGUCCUUCUCAUGCCGGCAUCGAGUUUAUUUCAUAAAUUAUUGUAUUUUUAUUUAAGAGUGACAGCUCUUUGUUGGUGAAUAGUAAAUCAGCGGUGAUGGUGGGAGAGGGAGGUAGAGAGACAGCCAGUCAGUGAGAGGUGAGAGAGGGGGGAGUGAGGGAGAGGAACUCCUCCUACCAAAUUGUUCAGACUGGGCCGGCUCUGCUCUUCACAAAUAGGACACGGUUCUGAAAUCCAGGCAGUCCCAACCUGACCUCCAAGCACCGAGGAACCCUCCCUGUCUGGGAAACAAGGGAGAGAGAGAGAAGAGAGAGUGAGUAAGAGAGAAAGAGAGAGAGAACAACAACAAAAAAAGAAGAAACACAAAAACUUUGUGUCAUUAUUUUUGGAGAGCGCUCGCACUGACGCACCCUCCCUCACCCCUCUCCAUCCUACAGUCACACCGUUUUUGUCGCAUCAUUUGGACUAUUUACUUUUGAUUUUUGAUUUUUUUUUUCUUCUUUUCUUUUUGCCCUCCCUGGAGGAGAGACAAUCCCGGGCAGCAGGAAGGAGUUGGUGCAGCACCACCACCUCUCCUCCUGUCCCACCCAUGCUGUAGUCUGCGUGGAGGAGGUGGUCUGACUCUCCUGCUUCUGUUCCUGUGCGCCUCUUGUUGCCAGAGCCCACUCGGAUGCGCUGAGAGCUGCGCCGCACGUAUAUGGAAGUGGUGAGCUGCAAGACUGAGGCAGGCAGUUGCACGUUGUGUCCAGGACCGGGAGCCAUGCUUUUCCACGGGAUCUCCGGGGAUCACAUCCAAGGAAUCAUGGAGGAGAUGGAGAGGAGGUCGAAAACGGAGUCGCGCCUGGCGAAGGGCAUGCAGCUGAACGGGAGAGAGUCGACCAUGCCCUCCAUGAGCCCGGAGAAGCCCGCCCUGUGUGCCGGCUGUGGGGGGAAGAUUUCGGACAGAUAUUACCUCCUGGCCGUGGACAAACAGUGGCACCUACGGUGCCUGAAAUGCUGUGAAUGUAAACUAGCGCUGGAGUCGGAGCUAACGUGUUUUGCUAAGGAUGGAAGUAUUUAUUGCAAGGAAGAUUACUACAGGUUCUCCGUGCAGAGGUGCGCGCGCUGCCACCUCGGGAUUUCGGCCUCAGAGAUGGUGAUGCGAGCGCGCGACUCCGUGUACCAUCUGAGUUGCUUCACGUGCACCACCUGCAACAAGACCCUGACGACUGGCGACCACUUCGGCAUGAAGGACAGCCUGGUGUAUUGUCGGCUCCACUUCGAGACGCUGGUGCAGGGCCCGGACUACCACCCGCAACUCAACUUCGCCGAGCUCGCCGCCAAGGGCGGCGGCCUCGCGCUGCCGUACUUCAACGGAGCCGGCACGGCACAGAAGGGAAGGCCGCGCAAGCGAAAGAGCCCGGCCAUGGGGAUGGAUAUACCCAGCUACAACACAGGCUGCAACGAGAACGACACUGACCACUUGGAUCGAGACCAGCAGGCCUACCCUCCAACACAGAAAACCAAACGAAUGCGGACCUCCUUUAAGCACCAUCAGCUGCGGACAAUGAAAUCCUACUUUGCCAUCAACCACAACCCGGACGCCAAGGACUUAAAGCAGCUGGCCCAGAAAACGGGCCUCACUAAGAGAGUUCUACAGGUUUGGUUCCAAAACGCAAGAGCCAAAUUCAGAAGGAACGUUUUGCGACAGGAGAAUGGAGGUGUUGAUAAGGCUGAUGGCACCUCACUCCCUCCGCCCUCAUCCGACAGUGGGGCCCUGACCCCCCCCUCCAGCGCAGCCACACUAACAGACCUGACAAACCCCUCUAUCACUGUAGUGACCUCCGUCACGUCUAGUUUGGACAGCCAUGAUUCGGGGAGCCCUUCACAAACUACCUUGACAAACCUUUUCUAACAAGCCCUCAGAUUGUCGUUUGAACUGAAAUAUUUUUGUUUUGUUUUUCUGAUUUUUCUUUUUAGUUUUUUUCUCAAUUUACAUUUUAUUUUUUUAAAUGACACCUUUAAAAACCAACCAGAGACUUGGGGGGGAAAGAGAAGGUGCUGUACUUCAGUACAAGAACAACAAGAGCACCAACAGCAGCGACCACUUUAAAACACAAGGAAUUCACUAGAACCAGUAGCAUUUCGAAACUGCGUUGCAUAUGCAGAGACCUAUUUUGGAUUCUUGGACAUUCUUGGAGUUAAAGGAAUUAGGAUAUUGUCUCGGAUGUCUCGACUCAACUGGGGAAAAAUUAGUUUAAAGAUUGUCUAGAAAACGAUUUGACUGAUUUGACUUUAUUUGUACAUUUGUAUUGAAAUAUCCUUAACUGAUGGAAAAUUGGUAAAAAUUAAAACAGUUACACCAGAAGUAUGUAUAUGUAUGCACUGUGUUCGCACUACCUGAUUUAAAGUUAUUUUCUGUUCUGUUUUGGAAUAAUUGGAAAACAAACACGUAGAAUGUUCUGUAUAUGGGUAACUCCAGAAAACAGGCUUUGAUUAUUUCUGAAUGUUUCAUGAAAUCAGACAUUCUCACAUAUCUAAUGGUUGAGCACCUGUUAGGCCAUUUCAGAUAGAACAUGUGAACACACACACACACACACACACACACACACACACACACACACACACACACACACACACACACACACACACACACACACACACACACACACACACACACACACACGCACACACACACACACACACACACACACACACACACACACACACACACACACACACACACACACACACACACACGC
Messenger RNA from Nothobranchius furzeri (turquoise killifish), 3721 nucleotides. RefSeq names its product LIM homeobox 9 (gene lhx9). Lineage: Eukaryota; Metazoa; Chordata; Actinopteri; Cyprinodontiformes; Nothobranchiidae. Gene Ontology annotation, molecular function: DNA-binding transcription factor activity, RNA polymerase II-specific; RNA polymerase II transcription regulatory region sequence-specific DNA binding. The record is from RefSeq and is a predicted model, not a curated record. Gene Ontology annotation, cellular component: nucleus. Gene Ontology annotation, biological process: neuron differentiation; regulation of transcription by RNA polymerase II.